Molecule: messenger RNA, 1372 nt
Organism: Sardina pilchardus (European sardine)
Lineage: Eukaryota; Metazoa; Chordata; Actinopteri; Clupeiformes; Clupeidae
Product: P2Y purinoceptor 14
Exons: 2
Coding region: 283-1371 (362 amino acids)
Biological process (GO): G protein-coupled receptor signaling pathway
Cellular component (GO): membrane
Molecular function (GO): G protein-coupled purinergic nucleotide receptor activity
Source: RefSeq, a predicted model, not a curated record
UGCAGCGCUGGUAGAGUUUGCUAAGAGCUGUGGAGAUAUCAUGACAUGAAAUAUUAGUGGUAAAUCUGUGAUAUUAGUGAAUUUUGACACAUUGGUCAAAUCGUUGACUUUUAAGUGAUUAUCUACUAAAACGUUUCUGACAUUGAUCGAAAGACUGCACAGCAUUUUGACUAGUUGACAACUGAAGAGAGACCUACUCAGGGGAGAGACGGAGAGAGAUAUUCAACAUUCUGGGUCAACCAAACAUCCCUGCCUCAUCAUUCACCGGUCUCCUCAUAAGGCAUGGACUUCGCCAACAGCACCGGUCUCCGUGGUAACCAGACGGACCUCACCAGUGUGUUCACGCGUCAGGUGCUUCCCGUGCUCUACCUGGUGAUCUGCGUGGUGGGCGUGGUCCUCAACGGCCUGGCCGCCUGGAUCUUCUUCCGCAUGUCCAGCUCGUCGGCGCUCAUCGUCUACCUGAAGAACAUGGUGGUGGCCGACCUGCUCAUGCUGUUCACCUUCCCGUGGCGCAUCGCCGGCGAGGCGGGCCUGGGCGGGCGGCCCCUCCAGGAGGUGACGUGCCGCUACACGGGCGUCCUCUUCUACCUGAGCAUGUACGCCGGCAUCCUCUUCAUGGGCCUCAUCAGCCUGGAGCGCUACGUCAAGAUCGUCCACUCCUCCUCGUCCUCCUCCUGCUCCUCGUCCUCCUCCUCCAUGCCCUCCGCCGGCUCGCUGUGCUCCUCCUCGAUGUCCUGCUCGUCGUUGCUGCGGCACGUGCGUUUCGCCCGCGCGCUCUCCUGCCUCGCCUGGCUGCUGCUGCUGGUCUGCAGCCUGCCCAACUCGUUCCUGAGCAACCAGCGGCUGCCGGCCAGCAGCCAGUGGAGCUGCAUGAAGCUGAAGAGCGAGCUGGGCAAGGAGUGGCACCGCGUCUCCAGCCUGGUGAGCGUGGGCAUCUUCUGGGCGGCGCUGCUGCUGCUGGCCUUCUGCUACGCGUCCAUCGCGCUGCGCGUCUACCGCUCCUACCGGCGGCUGGGCCGCGGCGGCGGCAACCAGCAGGUGCGGCGCAAGUCCAACCGCAGCAUCCUGAGCAUCCUGGCGGUGUUCUUCGUCUGCUUCGUGCCGUACCACGUGUGCCGCGUGCCCUACACGCUGAGCCAGAACCGCGACAACGGCUUCUCCGACGCCGGCCGCUACGUGCUCUUCCAGGCCAAGGAGGCCAUGCUGUUCCUGGCCUCGCUCAACGUGUGCCUGGACCCCGUCAUCUACUUCCUCAUGUGCCGCAACUUCCGCGAGUCGCUGCUGCAGAGGCUGCCCUGCUGCACGCGACCCACUCACGCGCCCGCCAGGCGGGGAUCCUUCUCCAACGGCAUCAGCAUCAGCAACCUGUGAU